GCGUCACGGCCGCCCGCGAUAAAUGCCCGCCGGGGCGGGAGCCGCGGGAGGAGAAGCGUGGAGCGGCUCGGGGCGGUGGUGGCGACCCGGAGGCGGGCGGGGGAGGCGGCGGCCGCGGCUGAGCUCGGCGGCAGCCCCGCGCCGCGGCUCCGCUGCUGGACACGUCCGUGCCGCUCCCGGCGGGGCGAGGCCGUGCCCGCGGCCCCCGGCCCCACGCGGGCGUGGCGAGGAGGCGGCGGAGCGGAGCUGGCUGCGGGAGAGCGGGCAGCCGCCGCCGGAGGGCCAGCAAACCUGGAAGAAAGACUUUGUCUUGGAGCUAACUCCUGAGCAUUUUGAGAUCAUUCAUCAUGAAGUAUGUAGUACAGGAAUGGCUCAGAGUAACUACCUUGCUAUUCAUAGCUCAAGCAGUUUCUGCAAUGGUUCUUCCCAAUGCCACGCUCUUAGAGGAACUUUUGGAAAAGUACAUGGAUGAAGAUGGUGAGUGGUGGAUCGCCAAGCAGAGAGGGAAAAGGGCUAUCACAGACAGUGAUAUGCAAAGUAUCUUGGAUCUCCAUAAUAAAUUACGGGGUCAGGUGUAUCCACCAGCUUCCAAUAUGGAAUAUAUGACAUGGGACACAGAACUGGAGAGAUCUGCAGAGUCAUGGGCUGAAACCUGUCUGUGGGAGCAUGGCCCAGCAAGCCUCCUUCCAUCUAUUGGGCAGAAUCUGGGGGCACACUGGGGAAGGUACAGACCUCCGACAUUUCAUGUCCAGGCAUGGUAUGAUGAAGUGAGAGAUUUCACAUAUCCCCAUCCUCAUGAAUGCAAUCCAUAUUGUCCGUACAGAUGCUCUGGUCCUGUUUGUACACAUUAUACACAGGUUGUUUGGGCUACAAGUAGCAGAAUUGGUUGUGCAAUUAAUUUGUGUCAUAACAUGAACAUCUGGGGGCAGAUUUGGCCAAAAGCAGUUUAUCUUGUAUGCAAUUAUUCUCCUAAAGGGAACUGGUGGGGUCAUGCUCCUUAUAAACCCGGCCGCCCGUGUUCUGCAUGUCCCCCUAGUUUUGGAGGAGGUUGUAGAGAAAACCUUUGUUAUAGAGAGGAUUCAGGAAGACCUUAUUCCCCCCAUGAACCAGAAGAGGAAACCAAUGAGAUUGAACGUCAGCAAUCCAAAGCCCAGGAUGCAACCGUGCAAAGCCGGCCAAGAACACAUCAACCUCCAGCCUCCACAGGCACUGAUGACAGUGAGAAAAAUGAAGUGAUAAGCACACAGCAAAUGUCUCAGAUUGUUUCAUGUGAAGUAAGGCUAAGAGACCAGUGCAAAGGAACAACUUGCAAUAGGUAUGAAUGUCCUGCUGGCUGUUUGGAUAGCAAAGCCAAAGUUAUUGGAAGUGUACAUUAUGAAAUGCAAUCCAGUAUUUGUAAAGCUGCCAUACAUUAUGGCAUCCUAGACAAUGAAGGUGGUUGGGUUGAUGUUACUAGGCAAGGGAGAAAAAAUUACUUUAUCAAGUCUUACAGAAAUGGUGUUCAGUCAAUUGGAAAAUACCAAUCUGCUAACUCCUUCACUGUCUCUAAAGUAACAGUUCAGGCUAUCACCUGUGAAACCACAGUGGAACAACUGUGCCCAUUUCAAAAACCAGCCUCACACUGUCCAAGGGUGUAUUGUCCUCACAACUGUAUGCAGGCAAAUCCACACUACGCUCGUGUAAUUGGUACACGAAUUUAUUCUGAUAUCUCCAGCAUCUGCCGGGCAGCAGUGCACGCCGGCGUGGUGCGCAACCAGGGCGGCUAUAUCGAUGUGAUGCCAGUAGACAAAAGAAAGGUCUAUGUGGCCUCCUUUCAGAACGGGAUAUAUUCAGAAAGUUUACAGAAUCCUCCAGGAAGCAAGGCUUUCAGAGUAUUUGCCGUUGUUUGAAUCUAGCAAGUAAAACAUAAAACAGGCAAGUGAAACCAGAGCACUUGGAAAAGAUUAAUACAGGCCAUUUCUUGAUGAUUCCUAAAAUUUGUAUAAAGCUGUAACAUUAUUGUACAGAAGAUGUAUACUGCUUUCCACCAAAAAGUUUAAAUUGCAUAUAAAUCUUAAUGAAAAAAUUUGUAAAAAUAAACAUGGGAGAAACAUUCAUUUGAAAAUCUAUAAUGAUAUAUAACAAUACUUUGAAUCCUGUGUUAAAUAUUGCUAUAUUUUCUUAGCAGUUACUCCUAUACAGUUAAUUCAAAGCUCAUAAAUGUUCUUUGUUUUCUUCAUCUGAAUAUAUUAUUAUAUGGUGCUUUAUAUAUGCCACUAACAGUAACCUUAAAACUAUACCACAGGGAGGCCUGAGUUUUUAUUUUCAAUGUAUAUAAAAGAAGUCAUUCCAAUAUCUUGAUAAAAUAAAUCAUGCCUUAAAGUAAAAUAAAAACAUAUAUAACUUUUUGAUGAUUUAAAGUAGCAUUAGCCAUGAAAGCAUAAAUGAACAACUAGAUUGUUCUCAAUUUCCCACUAAUCAUAACAAGUACAAAUAGCUAUUUUGAAAUAAAAUGAGAAAUAUAGGACAUAGGAAGAAGCCCUGGGUCAUGCCAGCAUGCUUUCCUCUAAAAAAAGUAUUCUUAAGAGACUGGGCCAUUCAUAUCUAUUGUUUUUAAAAUAGAUUAAUAAAAUAUUUAUUAGAUGCUGCUAAGCUCUUUAGUUCAAAUGACCAUAAUUCAUUAUAGCCCAGUCCUUCACAGAUGUUCCACUAUCUUGGGAUGGGUGUGUGAAACAGACAUAUGUAACCUUGAAGGAUCUCAUAAAAUCUUUGUAUUGAGAAGUGCAGUAACCUGAAAUUAGGGAACAAGCCUGCAGUUCUGCCCAAACACAUGCUUUAUUUCUGCCAUGUGAUUCCUUCAAUUUACCUAAAUUUGGGUUUAGAAAAAGUGUACAAUUGCACACAUUAAAAAAAAAAAUAACUGUGAGCUGUACAUGUUAUCAAUAUGCUAAACAUUAAUAUGGGAGUAAAUGUUAAAAAAAACCAAAGAAAAUGGUAACAAAGGCUAACCUUGCUCCUUGUGACCUGGCAAAAUACUCCUGCAGGCCAGGAAGUAUAGUGGUACGAAGCCCAGUGACAAUUAUGUCAUUUGUUGCUUCACAAUUUUAAAGAAUUCAUUUAUGAUGAACAGCUUGGUACAUUAAUUUUACCAUAUUAUGGUAUAUGAAGAACAUGUAGUGGUGAUACUAUGUUUCUUUCUAUGAAAAGUGUAUUGGUGCUUUAAGACUGAAAAGCUGUUAAACUUUAUUUUUGGUAUAUUUUGUUUCUGUUGUUGAACUUAUUUCACUCCAACUUGUAAACUUAUUCAUAUUCUUCAUAUUUCAGAAUACUAUACUCUGCCUUCUCUUUUGCUACAUGUACUACCUCAUGUAGUUAGGCAAGCUUUGUUAGUUUUUUUAACCUGUUUUGAAUAAAAUUAAUUUACAUUGUAAGAAUACCUUUCACAGCUUUUUUUUUUCUUUUUUUUUUUUGUUCCUGAUUCAAGACAAAGAAAUUAACAGCCAUCCUAAAUAUAUGUCUUUCUUUGUUUUUCUGAACUAAACAUUGCAAGCAGCCAUAAUCUGAGGUUCUAAAAUUGUAAAGGCAGUUUAGACCCAAAACUUGCACUCAUUGUAUCAGAAGUCUUAUGGAUAAAUCUCAUUUUUUCAAGUUUUGACCAGGGUCAAAUCAAUGAGGGAGACAAAGAGUCUUUUAUGUAUAACCCUAUUUUUUUCUGCAAGUGGUGGCCAUUUAAAGAAGCUUUUAUAUAGAUUUUGCAAUACUGGCAUUAACCAUUUUUCAGGAUUGAAACCAAAGUGCAAGUAGACUUUGACUGUGGUGAGUCUCCAACUCAGUCAAAGGCUUGAGACAAACUUGCAACACCUUUUCUUAACAGCACCAAAGCAGUAGCACAGGAAGGUCUUGCAUAGCUGCAGUUGGGAUUAUCAGAACAUAAAAUGCAGUAAAGCCACCCUUGAAGUUAAGGACAUGCAUCACUACUGAGGGAGGCUUUUCAAACAUAACAUUUUGACUGCAGCAGCAGUGUCCCUUUCCAAAAGGCAGGAUGUGCUUCCUUGCAGCCUGGCCUUGCCACGCAGCAGCUCUCUGUGCCCCUGCCUGGCCUGUGAUCCCCAGCAGGCUCCUCAGAGCCCCUGCAGGGGCUGUGGGGUGCUGUGGACGUGGGUGCUGAGCCUGGUCUGUGCACAGGGCAGAGCAGAGCCUGUGGGGAGGAGAAGAGCAAGGCAGCCACACCUCCGGGCAUAACCACAACUUCUUCCUUGGGGUGGGUGGGUGGAUACAGUCCUGCAUGGAAACACAAUUGCCACACCAAAUUUCUAAAUUUCUGCCCUUUUCCUCCUUUUUUUUUUCCUGGUGCCUUUUUUUUGGUGGUGUGGGGUGUUUGUUGUUUUUUGUUUGGUUGGUUGGGGUUUUUUUUUGGUUUUUUUGGUUUUUUUUUUGGUUUUUUGGGUUUUUUUGGUUUUUUCUUUUCGGUGUAUCUUUGCUUUCUUUUUAUGUCAAGUCCAGCCUCCACUUCCUGGAAGUUCCUGUGCAGUGGGGCAGGGUGGACCCUUGGGGCCAUAACAAGAAAAUUAGUGCUUGGUGGGAGGAGAAAGAGAGAUACCUCCAACAUUCCAUGUGUGAAUAAUUGCUGUGAGCAGCUCUACUAAUCAACAGAGUGACAAGAAGAAAGUUCCUCAUCACCCUUUCUCCUCACAUAUUCCAUUGCCCAAAUUUUUGGAGUUCUGUUGCUUUCCCACAUGUAAUGACUAUCCUGUUCUUAUCUAAAUAUUCCAGCUAACACUGGCUUUUUGAGAAAUGUCCUUCUGUAUUUACUGUAAGUAAUGAGUCAAUGAGUAUACAUUUCCAGAAAGCUGUAGAGUGGGAGCUACACUUUGGUAUUUCUUUCUGCAGCAGAAGCAACUGUAGGCCAGAUGGUCACAACAAAUUCACACCAAGCCCGAAAGAAUAGCUAAGAGUAUUGGAAAACUUGGAAAACUUGGCUGAUGAAAAAAACAUACAGAAAAUUCAGUUUUAGAAUUCUGAAGAAUGUUUGGUUAACUGAGAAGUUUAAAAAUUGUGUUCUGCACUUGAAAUAAAAAAAAAAAGGAUAAUCAGUAAGAAAGUAUAGCUUAGUUAAUGCUAUUCAUAAUAUUUAGCUUUCUUCUCGGGGAAGACAGACCUAGAAGUAGCCAACAGGAAUUAUUACAACUUGUACAUAACAAAAAUGUAUUAAUACAUUGAUACUGUUAAUGUAUUAAUACACUAAUACUGUCCUAAUAUUUGUCAUUUAGAAUUUCUGAAAGGGCUACAAUUCCAAGAAAUGUAAACCUG
Molecule: messenger RNA, 5289 nt
Organism: Prinia subflava (tawny-flanked prinia)
Lineage: Eukaryota; Metazoa; Chordata; Aves; Passeriformes; Cisticolidae
Gene: CRISPLD1
Product: cysteine rich secretory protein LCCL domain containing 1
Exons: 15
Coding region: 348-1889 (513 amino acids)
Cellular component (GO): extracellular region
Source: RefSeq, a predicted model, not a curated record